AUGACCACGUUGCCUGGACCGGUCCCAAGAAUGAUGAGACCAUCCCCGGGACAGAAUUACUCUCGCAGCAGCGGGUUCCCGCUGGAAGUGUCAACACCUUUAGGUCAAGGGAGAGUGAACCAACUUGGAGGAGUUUUUAUCAACGGCCGACCUCUGCCAAACCACAUCAGGCACAAGAUAGUAGAAAUGGCCCAUCACGGCAUCAGACCUUGUGUCAUCUCCAGGCAGCUGAGAGUCUCUCACGGAUGUGUGUCCAAAAUCCUCUGCAGAUACCAGGAGACAGGUUCCAUCAGACCCGGGGCCACUGGAAGCAAACCCAGGCAAAUGGCUUUACCCGAGGUGGAGAAAAAGAUCGAAGAUUAUAAGAAAGAGAAUCCUGGAAUGUUUAGCUGGGAAAUCCGGGAUAAAUUGUUGAAGGACGGCAUGUGUGAUCGCAACACCAUUCCCUCAGUGAGCUCCAUAAGUCGCAUCCUGAGGAGUAAAUUCGGGAAGAAAGAGGACGAGGAGGAAGAUUGUGAAAGGAAGGAGUACGACGAUGGCGAUAAAAAGACUAAACACAGUAUAGAUGGGAUUCUGGCCGACAAAGCAACUCAUUCAGAUGAGGCAUCAGAUAUUGACUCGGAGCCAGACUUGCCUCUAAAACGGAAACAGCGUCGAAGUCGAACAACCUUCACUGCAGAACAGCUAGAGGAACUGGAGAGAGCAUUUGAGAGAACUCACUAUCCAGAUAUCUACACUCGUGAGGAACUUGCACAGAGAGCCAAGCUGACAGAGGCGCGAGUACAGGUCUGGUUCAGUAACCGUCGAGCUCGGUGGAGGAAACAAGCAGGAGCUAACCAGUUAUUGGCGUUUAAUCACCUAAUCCCUGGAGGAUUUCCACCCACAGCAAUGCCAGCACUGUCUCCGUACCAGCUCUCUGAUGCCAGUUAUCCACCCACAUCCAUACCACAAGCAAUCUCAGAUCCGAGCAACACGGUUCACAGGCCACAGCCUCUGCCUCCAACGUCAGUUCACCAGAGCAGCCUCCCCUCCACCCCAGACAGCAGCUCAGCUUAUUGCUUAUCCUCCAGCAGGCAUGGAUUUUCAGGGUACACAGACAGCUUUGUGUCUCCUGCCGGCCCCACCAAUCCCAUGAACCCAACUGUUAGCAACGGCCUCUCACCUCAGGUAAUGGGACUCUUAGCAAAUCCUGGCGGAGUUCCUCACCAACCUCAGACUGACUAUGCUCUAUCGCCACUGACUGGAGGCCUGGAGCCACCCACUUCCGUCUCUGCCAGCUGUAGUCAACGGCUGGACCAGAUGAAACCCCUCGAUAGCUUGCCCACCUCCCAGUCUUACUGCCCACCAUCUUACAGCUCAUCAGGUUACAGCAUGGAUCCAGUCACUGGCUAUCAAUAUGGACAAUAUGGGCAAAGUGCCUUUCAUUAUCUGAAGCCAGAUAUAGCAUGAGAGAAAAUGUCCAUAAAAAGUUGAAACAGCCCCAUGUUCUGGACUCACACACAUAACGGGACUAUGAUGCCCCACAACGGUUGGAUCUGUUCCCCAGAAACAAGCCAACUCUUACCCAUCUCUGAUAAUGGUUUUUAUUUGUGAUCAAAUGAAGAUUCCCUGGUUUCAAAGAUUUGGUUAAAAGAUUACUUUUGUUGCCUUAGAAAGCUGACGGUUCUUGUACAGAAAGAAAACGGGGAUAAAUUAAUUUGCAUUUUAUAACCCACAAGUACAAAAAAGCACUUGUGGCAAAAAUCAGAGGCUAAACCGCAAAUGAUAAGUGAGAAAUUUUAUUUUGUCACAAAAAUGAACCGUGCGUUGAAGGAUUCAGCUGUAUU
Molecule: messenger RNA, 1826 nt
Organism: Callorhinchus milii (elephant shark)
Lineage: Eukaryota; Metazoa; Chordata; Chondrichthyes; Chimaeriformes; Callorhinchidae
Gene: pax3b
Product: paired box 3b
Exons: 9
Coding region: 1-1449 (482 amino acids)
Biological process (GO): anatomical structure development; regulation of transcription by RNA polymerase II
Molecular function (GO): RNA polymerase II cis-regulatory region sequence-specific DNA binding; DNA-binding transcription factor activity, RNA polymerase II-specific
Source: RefSeq, a predicted model, not a curated record